Alternaria ethzedia is the source of this 2118-nucleotide messenger RNA. RefSeq lists its product as uncharacterized. Lineage: Eukaryota; Fungi; Ascomycota; Dothideomycetes; Pleosporales; Pleosporaceae. The transcript has 2 exons. The coding region runs from base 1 to 2118 and encodes 705 amino acids. The record is from RefSeq and is a predicted model, not a curated record.
AUGUCCAACGGCGUGCGCAACCUCCGCGCCAUGUUCGAGAACGGCAACGCCGCUGCCUCGCCUGAGCCCCGCGGCCGCUCCCCGACAGACACGGCAGCCGCGACCGACGGCGGCGAAGAGCGUCCCAAGUCCAAGGUGCGCGCCUCGUUUGUCUCGGUCGAGCCCACGCCCGCCCACGCCUCGACCGACCUCGGCCAGACCAAGGGCACGCCCUCCAACAGCGUCAACGCGACCCGCCGCGAGAGCUUCCGCGUGAGCCACGACAGGACCGACGAGCUGGCCGAGCUCAAGAAGGUCGUCAGCGAGGAGAAGGAACAGCGCCGCCAGAGCAUCGCCAUCCCCGAGGCCGUGCCCGAGCAGGCCGUCGCGUCGCGCGAGUCCUCCAUGCCUGCGCCGCCCAUCCGCGACGACACACCCACCAACAUGCCCAACCUGGGCUCCAUCAUGAAGGGCUCCGAUUUCCCGGAGUCUGCCGCCGCCGACGUCGCUGUGCCGGCUCCGGAGCUGGAAGAAGUGCCAGUCGACGAGACACCAGCCGAGUCCACCGAGAGCGCUGUCGAGACCGCGCCAGUCCCCGCGCCAGAAGCAGCACCUGCCCAGCCUGCCGAGAACCCGGACAAGGCUACUACAGGCGCGCAGGAGGAUGUCGCCCUGAGACCUGCCGCGCCCACCGAGGAGGCUGUCGUGGACGAAGACAAGCCUGCUCUGCCGGACGCUGCCGUCGAUGACGACGCCGUUGUUGCUGAGGAGAACGCCAUCGCAGAGGAGGCCGCUGUCGUCGAGGAAGCUGCCAUUGCAGAGGAAGCCGAAGCUGUGCAAGCUGAAGCUGCUGCCACCGAGGAGCCCUCUGCCCCGGCCCCAGCCGCUGCUCAGCCCGCCGAGAAUACAGACAAGGCAGUGACGGGUGCUCAAGAGGAGCUCGCUCUACGACCUGCUGCGCCUGCCGACGAAGCCGCUGUUCCCGAUGCGACCGCUCCUGCGCCGGCUGAAGCAGUAAUGGCCCCGAGCACCGAACCUGCUUCAGAAGCAGCCACACCUGUUGUAACCAAGGCCAAGGCCAAUGGAACUCCUGGGCUCAAGAAGCCCGAGAUCAGGAAGCCCGCUGCCAUCUCGACUGCCAAACCUGCCAAGGCUCCCGCCGCCCCUGCCAAAAGCCCGCUACCUAAAGCAGCACCCAAGACCCCUACGAAACCCAAGACGGCCGCACCCACCAUCAAGCCUAGUCCAGCUGCAAAGACCACAAAGCCCGCAGCCCCCAAGGAGCCUGUCAAGGCCCCCAUUGCCAAGGCCCCCGCAGCAAAGGUUCCAGCCGCAAAGGUUCCAACUGCUAAGACCAGCCGCACCUCUCUGCGACCUGCAACAUCUGCGUCCUCAGCGACGGCACCCACUGCUGCCGCUGCCUCCAAGACCAAGCCUGCAGCCGCACCUGUGGAGAACAAGAAGCCUGCCAUUCCCAAGCCCGCCACUUCCGCCCCCCGCAAAAGCACGUCCCCAACAGGCUUUAAGAAGCCAACCCCAAAGUCUCCUACUCGUCCAGUCGGUUUACCAACCCGUCUGACUGCGCCGACGGCUGCCUCGGCUGCCAAACAUGGCGAGGAGCCCAAGGUCACACGCAAGCCCUCCACCAACACCCGUCCUACACCCAAGGCCCCGGCACCAAAGACUUCGCGCCCUUCCAUCGCACCCCCUGCGCCCAAACGACCUGAAUCGCGCACCUCAACCGCAAGUGCUGCUCCUAAAGGAGGCUUCCUCGAGCGCAUGAUGCGACCCACGGCCGCCAGCUCCAGCAAGACACACGAUAAGCCCCAUGAAAAGCCGUCAUCACCACCGCGUAAGGCUCCUGCCGCUUCCAAGAUCGGCACUCUACAAAAGGGGAAGAAGAAGGCGGAAGAGGUCGUGUCCAAGGCCAGAGCAGUGGUUACGAACGGAAAUUCUGAGGAGCACAAGGAUGGAGAUGAGCCCGCAAAGGAAUCUGAACAUGGCGAUCGGACAACCGAGGAGCCUAUCGCCAAUGAGCCAACACACGAAUCGCACAAACCAGCCACUCCAGUUCAAGAGGUAGACUCGUCAGUUGCAGAACUCCAGACACCCAACUUCCCAGAGGAGACGGUCCGGUAG